Messenger RNA from Ostrinia furnacalis (Asian corn borer), 2713 nucleotides. Its product is annotated as multiple C2 and transmembrane domain-containing protein. The transcript has 14 exons. The coding region runs from base 320 to 2485 and encodes 721 amino acids. Gene Ontology annotation, cellular component: membrane. NCBI's taxonomy places the organism in Eukaryota, Metazoa, Arthropoda, Insecta, Lepidoptera, Crambidae. The record is from RefSeq and is a predicted model, not a curated record. Gene Ontology annotation, molecular function: calcium ion binding.
CCAUGAUGAGUACGAUAAUAUUUUACGACAAUCACAAUAAAUCCUAUGUUUUUUGCUCUUGCAGUUUCAACCCUAUUGACUUUGCGAUAAGACGAAAAUAAAUCCAUAAAUGUAUGUAUUACAUUCGCUAAAAUCAUCAGCCACGCAAUAUUUAGACGAUUACUUUAUAGAUAAUCACUGCGGAUAUACAUAGCAUGGACAAAAUAAUCAAUAACCAAACAACGAUAAGAUAAUGUCAGUUUACUGUUCGCCAUUUGGAAAUAGAAGUCCAUGAAGUUACAAUAGUGAUUAUUGUGAAAAUACAUUUGCAAAGGCGAAAAUGGUUGAUGAGGUUAAACCUGACAAUAAUGUAAGAAGACAUAUCUUCAGGCUGCACGAGAGAAUACAAAAUAAGUACAUUGAAAUGCAGAAGAAAUUGGAAAAAUCCCGAUCAGUAGGAUCAAUAUCAAAUUUGAGUGAUGAUUUUAGUUACAAAGAGUCAAUAUAUUCUAGUGAAUUAGAUAUCAGAGAGACAGAAGAUGAAGUGUUUCGGUGUGAAAGUUCAUACGUGACACAAACUGUAACUGUAGAAGAAAUCCGCAGAAGUAGUGCUAUUCCUCACGAAAUUGAGUACAUUGAAGCUACAUUUGCAGAAAUCGAAAAUGAAAGUUCAGUUACAGAACAUGAUGAAGAAGAAAUAUUGGAAGACAAAUCCUUGGAAAAGCCUGGACGAAAUUAUAUCGAAAUACAUAAGAGUAACUCCAGUGUCGGGAGCAUGGAAUCAUUGAAUGAAAUUGGUAAAGACAAAGAAAUUCAUCCUCACCGGACAAUUCGACAAAGAAUCAAUUCACGUCUCAAUGCUGCCAAAGAAAAAAGGAAAAGGGAAGAGAAAGAAAAAGUAAUAAAGGAAAAUUUGAAAAAAGAGUUAAUGCUAAACACAAAACAAGAAAUCAAAAUUAACAGAAAAAACAAACUGGCGACUGUGAGCGUAGCUUUAAUAGAAGCGACUGGACUCGAGGGCACAGCUGACGAAAAGUCACGUCUUCUAAAUUGCAGACUUAGGUUAGGUCCCGAAAAAGUAAAAACUAAAACCAUCAAAUCAAAUAAGUCAGUAGUGAAAUGGCAGGAGCUAUUCAACAUCAACAUGUAUGACGAUCUCAUGCUCGAAGUUUCAGUGUUUGACAAAGACACUUUCAUAGGCAGACACAUGCUAGAUUUAUCCGACGUAGAAAGGGAAAAGACGCAUAAAAUGCGAUUAGAUCUGGAAGGCAGCGAUAUAACUGGCGUACAGAUAUUUAUACUGCUCACUAUCUCUGGCAUAUCCUCGCAUAAUUCUCUGUGGGAAAUCGAAGAUCUGGAGUCGAGAAAGAAUUUGCAUAGACAGAGAGAUUCAUGGUAUAGCUUAGAAGGCGACUUUUCUGAUGUGGGUCGCCUUUUAGUCAUAGUCUAUGGAGCCAAAGGCCUGAUAUCGCAAGAAUGCUACUGUGUCCUGAAAUUGGGCAACGAAAGACUACAGACUCACACGGAAUACAAAACUUACGACCCUAACUGGAUGAAGUUGUUCACAUUUGAUCUGAAUGAUAUUACAUCAAUACUAGAAGUGACAGUGUAUGAAGAAAAAAAGUCUGAAGAAGUCGGCAAAGUCUCAAUACCUCUUCUAAAAAUACACAGCGGAGAAAAGGUGUGGUACGCACUCAAAGACAGCAAUCAAAGAGACAGGGCUAAAGGUCAAAACCCUAGGAUAUUGCUAGAAAUGUGUUCUUCGUGGAAUUUGCUGAAAGCAUCGCUACGAGUUAUAAAUCCCAAGGAAGCAUACCUCUUAGAAACCGAAGAAAAGUUGGACAGACGAGUAUUCGCAAGGAACCUGUCAAGAGCGAAGGCCGUCAUAAAAUGGACUUUAGACGCCCUGAAAGUAAUCAAAACGUGUUUUGAGUGGGAAUCAAGGAAAUCCAAUGCCAUAGCAUUGUUUAUUUGGACUAUAUUCUGCUGGAACUUCAGGGUGUGGAUGACCCCUUUGCUCCUUCUGAUACCUUUCGUAAAAUAUAGACCACAAAAAUACUAUCUAGUCAAUUGGAGAAAAUAUUUUCUAAAAGGACCUAAAGUAGUUGAAAUCGUCAAACUUGAAAAGGAAGAAAAGUCGUCGUUGAUACAAAAGUUGAACAGCUUACAGGAAAUGAUACAGUCCGUACAAAAUGGUAUUGGAAAAGUCGCGAGCCUUGGGGAGAGUAUUAAAAAUUUAUGUAACUUCACGGUACCUUACGUGAGUUUCCUGGCAAUAUUCUUUAUUCUGAUGAUAUCGCUGUUCAUGUUUAUAAUACCGCUUAAAUACAUCUUCAUUGGCUGGGGUAUACACAAGUUUACAAGGAAGAUCCUGCGACCGAACAGAAUACCAAACAGCGAGAUAUUGGAUUUGCUCUCCCGAGUGCCGGACGAUGAGACGUUGCUUGAUUGUGAAGAAUUACCAUUGGAAAUUACUCCCGAAGAAGAUGAGACUAAAAUAUCGUAGUUAGUUAUGUGUAAUGUAUAAAAGUUUUAUUAUUUUACCGUAAGUGAUAUCAGAUCUGUUAAUAUAAAAAUAUGUAAGUAUACCUAGUGUAUUAACGAUAUAUUUAAUAACGACUUUAUAAAGAUUUUCUUUUAACUAAUACUUUAUGUAAGCGGCCAAAAUAAUAGAUAUUAAGAAAUGAACAUGGUACUUAAGUAAUAAGAUAGCUAAUUGAAAUGCCAGGACAAU